AUGUCAUCAACAAAUACAAGCAUCACAGAAGCUAUGAUUAUUAGACAAAAUACCAUUGUAUUCAUACGAGUUUGGUCUUAUUUAAUGAUAAGUUUUGGUACCAUCGGUCACGCAGGAAACAUUUAUGUGUUUACACGGUCUACAUUUCGUUCAAAUCCAUGUUCAUGGUAUUUUUUAGCAGCAACAAUCAGUGGUAUUUCUGUUGUUACCAUUACCACUCCUUUGCGAUUGUUAUCGAUUGGAUAUUCUAUCAAUGCUUUUACAAGUUCAUCAACAGCAUGCAGAAUUCUUACAUUAAUAGUAAUGUGGCCUAGUUCACAAUACGGAUGGUUCAUUGCUUUAACUUGUGUUGAUAGAUUUCUCUGUAGUUCAUCUUCUACCAAGUUACGUGCUUUUAGCUCUCUUCGUACUGCAUCUUAUGUCAUUCCGUUUACUAUUUUAAUUGUUAUCCUCACUUUUGCUCAUAUACCCGUCUUUUAUUAUAUUAAUCCUAAACAACUAUGUGUUGCAUCACCGGGCAUUUAUCUAAGGUUUAUUGGUAUAUGGAAUUUAAUGACAUAUAGUGUGGGUCCACCAAUUGUUAUGCUUUAUUUUGGUUUUCGUACUAUACUGAAUAUUCGACAAUCCAUCCGACGUACUGGAGCAAAUCAUAAUUCAAUUUCACUUCGAAAUCAACAACGUCAAAAAAGAACAGAUCGUCAACUCAUACAAAUGAUGUUGGGUCAAUGCACGAUAUUCAUUUUAACAGCAAGUCUUCCCUCGAUACAAUACAUUUAUACAUCGGUUCGGGCAAAUAUUAUCAUUGAUGACCUUCAAUCAGCUAAGGAUAGUGCAUUUACAAUUAUUUCUGGUUUCGUUUCUUUUAUGGUUCCCUGUUUGGGUUUUUAUUUUUUCACCAUAUCGAGCAAAUUGUUUCGUUCUGAACUCGUCAAAUUAUUUUCUCAAAAACAGAGCAACAGACAGCUAUUUACCACGACUAAUAUUUUAUCAAGAAACAUUUAA
Molecule: messenger RNA, 1002 nt
Organism: Adineta ricciae
Lineage: Eukaryota; Metazoa; Rotifera; Eurotatoria; Adinetida; Adinetidae
Source: the annotation of a GenBank genome assembly